This is a messenger RNA of Loa loa (African eye worm), 1926 nucleotides long. RefSeq lists its product as hypothetical. The record is from RefSeq and is a predicted model, not a curated record. The coding region runs from base 1 to 1926 and encodes 641 amino acids. The transcript is spliced from 10 exons. Lineage: Eukaryota; Metazoa; Nematoda; Chromadorea; Rhabditida; Onchocercidae.
AUGACAAAUAUAUAUGAAUUGGCGAUCACAGUUAACGAUUCAGUGCUUGCUGUGGACAUCAUUGAAUAUUAUAUUAAUUUGCAGGGGGAAAAAAUGUCAGAAAAAUCGAAACCAAUUAGUGACAAGGAUAUCCUCGAAACAGACAAAGAAGCUCCGGAGUCAGUAGAUGAGAAGGAUGUCAUCCGGGGAAAGGACAUACCGAAAUACGUAGGAAAAACUGUUGGAACCGCGACAAAAAAGCUGCAAAAAGCAGAACUACUAGAAAUUACUGAAGAGAAGGAAAGUGUUGCUAUAGGUGAUAUCAAGCAAUCAGGUAUAAAGAAGUAUACUGUUCAACCACUGGAAAUUGCUGAACAAGAAGUCAGUAUAGAGGAUAUAACUGUGGAUGACUUUGCUAAACUGCUAGUAGAUGAGGAGGUUAUUCAAAAAGGAUGUUUGGAAAGUAUUGAACAAAAGGUCACAUUAGAUGGUGACAUUGUGGAUAACAUCAGUGAAGGAUCAGCGAAGGAAAAUUGUAUUCAAAAAGAGAAACUACUGAUAAUAGCUGAUCAGGAUGUAAUUUCUUCAAACGGCCGUGGAUCUCUUACCAAUAAAAAAUUGGGUACAGCUGAAGCUGAAGCUGCUUCUUGCAUAGAUUCGGAAGUAAAGUUCACAGGGACGCUCCUUGACGCAUCAGAUUAUGGAAAUGUAGAAAAACCCGCAAGCAGUGUGGUUGUGGUGGAAUUAUCAAUCACAUUAAUCAGUGGUCAACUUCGAAUUAAAUCGAAACAAAUUGGGCAACGAAUUCUAAAAAUGGAUUCAGGAAGCGAAACUGGAAGCGAUAAGACUCGUUUCAUGGUUUCAAAUAGCGAAGAUCAAGAAGAACGGAAGAGUGAGGACACUGCAGAAAAUAGAGGAAGUGAAGAGACGGCAGAAGCAAGUGUAAAUCCGCAACAGUCGGAGGAAACAGAAUCACAUGUGGGAUCAGAGAUUAAGGAAGAAAAUCAACAAUCAGUGAAGGAUAUACAUGAAUCUUCAGGUGAUAUGAUUGAAGCUACCCAAAAGAUGGGUCAACGAGGAAGAACAUGUGCUUUGAGUAUUAACAAUUUGGAAGCAUUAUAUGAGAAUAUUGUCCGUGCCGUUCUUUUAUACUGUCGCAUAAAUGGGUUCCUGCUACUGCGAUGCAUAAUUGAUAAUCCAUCUUUUGAUACGACGAUAUACGAGAAAGAUGAUGUUACACGUGAAGUGAAUUUCUUAAAAUCAGUUUAUAAUGAGGCAGGAAAAUCGUUAAACUUGCAAAAAGAAAGAGGUCGGAGGGAAUUUAUCUCUUGCAGUUUUCUUUUUGAUAUCGUUAACUUCAUCAAGAGAAACGAAAUACAUAACCUUCUUGAGAAGGGAGUUGUUAAAACAGUUGAGACGCAUAAUUUUUUCGAUCUGAAUUUAUUUCUAGUUACGCCAAACGAUGUUGAGAAGUUAUAUGAAGCGGACGAAGCAAUUAUUAUUCAUUUCGACCUGCUGACCGAUUACCGCUUCUUCACAUCAUCUUUGCUAACAGCUCAGCGGACGAUGGAAAUGAAACCGUUGGUUGUGAAAUAUGUUAACAUUCGAAUACAAUUAUCUUUCUUCAAGUUACUCAUCCAACAUAUCAAAGCACUUAGUGUGGAGGAUCUCGAUAAGUUAACCGAUUUGAAACUAUGUUCUGAAGAGGAUCGAAAGGAUCACUGCUGCUAUAAUAUGCUUCAAGCUCAAGAAAUGAUCAGGAAUGAAUGUUGCGUGUGGAAGGAUGCUGAAAAGCUUGCACGAAGACUCUGUUGUCAGUUGAUUUUUUAUUGUGAGAGUGAUUGGUUCUGGAGCGAAAUCGUAAGAAUCAUAAAUGCGGACAGAGAAUCGUCAACUCUGUUAGUAAAGGUGAAAGUUGUAUCAAUGGAUACUUGCUUAUCUUUCUGA